This is a messenger RNA of Eruca vesicaria subsp. sativa (arugula), 6063 nucleotides long. Lineage: Eukaryota; Viridiplantae; Streptophyta; Magnoliopsida; Brassicales; Brassicaceae. The record is from the annotation of a GenBank genome assembly.
AUGCUUCAUCCCGAGAAUUCGUGUGUCCUCGUCUCCGCGUCAGGAAAGGAGAUGGCUCAGAGCAGCACAUCUCACGACUCCGGCCCUCAGGGCCUGAUGAGGCGGCCAUCUCGUAGCGCCGCCACUACUAUGUCAAUCGAAGUGUUUGAUCAUGAGGUUGUUCCAGCCUCCCUUGGCACCAUUGCUCCCAUUCUUCGUGUUGCUGCUGAGAUUGAACAUGAGCGACCUCGUGUUGCCUACCUCUGUCGAUUUUACGCAUUCGAGAAAGCUCAUAGGUUGGAUCCAAGCUCUAGUGGCCGUGGUGUUAGGCAGUUCAAGACACUUCUUUUCCAACGUUUAGAAAGGGACAAUGCUUCGAGUCUUGCUUCUAGGGUGAAGAAAACCGAUGGACGGGAAGUUGAGAGCUACUAUCAACAGUAUUAUGAGCACUAUGUCAGGGCACUUGAUCAAGGGGAUCAAGCAGACAGAGCUCAGCUUGGUAAAGCAUACCAGACUGCCGGAGUCCUCUUUGAAGUGCUCAUGGCAGUAAACAAGAGCGAAAAAGUUGAAGCAGUAGCUCCUGAGAUUAUUGCUGCUGCUAGAGAUGUCCAAGAAAAGAACGAAAUUUAUGCACCGUACAACAUUCUUCCACUGGAUUCUGCUGGAGCCUCGCAGUCUGCUAUGCAGCUUGAAGAGGUCAAAGCCGCUGUAGCUGCCUUGGGGAACACUCGUGGACUGAACUGGCCAUCUGGAUUUGAGCAGCACAAAAAGAAAUCCGGAAAUCUGGAUCUUCUUGACUGGUUAAGAGCUAUGGACAAUGUCAGGAACCAGAGGGAGCAUCUGGUUUGUUUACUUGCUGAUAAUCAUAUAAGGUUGACUCCCAGGCCAGAGCCUCUGAAUAAGCUCGACGACAGAGCCGUUGAUGCCGUCAAGACAAAGCUCUUUAAGAACUACAAGAACUGGUGCAAAUUUUUAGGACGUAAACAUAGUUUAAGGCUUCCUCAAGGUGCUGAAGAUAUACAACAGCGGAAGAUACUGUAUAUGGGUUUGUAUUUACUCAUUUGGGGUGAAGCUGCAAAUAUUCGCUUCAUGCCAGAAUGCUUAUGCUAUAUUUUCCACAAUAUGGCGUAUGAACUCCAUGGUCUCUUGGCUGGAAAUGUCAGCAUCGUUACUGGAGAAAACAUUAAGCCUUCUUACGGUGGAGAUGAUGAGGCAUUUCUGCGGAAGGUCAUUACACCAAUCUACCGAGUAGUUGAAAAGGAAGCAAAUAAGAAUGCCAAUGGCAAGGCUGCUCACUCAGAUUGGUCCAACUAUGAUGAUCUGAAUGAAUAUUUCUGGUCUUCGGAUUGCUUCUCUCUGGGAUGGCCAAUGCGUGAUGAUGGAGAUUUUUUCAAAUCAACGCGUGAUAUGGCACAGGUAGGGAAAAAGGGCUCUUUACGAAAAGCGGGAAACACAGGCAAAUCAAAUUUCACCGAGACUCGAACAUUUUGGCACAUAUACCACAGUUUUGACCGACUCUGGACAUUCUAUUUGUUAGCACUUCAAGCAAUGAUCAUUCUUGCAUUUGAGAGAGUAGAGCUGAGGGAAAUCUUAAACAAGGAUGUUUUAUAUGCUCUCUCCAGUAUCUUCAUUACAGCAGCUUUUCUACGCCUCCUUCAGAGUUUCUUGGACGUCAUCUUAAACUUCCCAGGUUUCCACAGGUGGAAAUUUACUGAUGUUUUGAGAACUAUUCUCAAGAUCAUUGUAAGUCUCGCUUGGUGUGUGGUAUUACCGCUUUGCUAUGCCCAGUCCGUUUCUUUUGCUCCUGGGGUGCUCAAGCAAUGGCUAGCAUUCCUUCCGCGAGUUAAAGGGGUUCCCCCGCUCUAUAUCUUGGCUGUCGCUCUUUACUUGCUCCCAAAUGUUCUGACGGCUAUCAUGUUCAUUUUCCCUAUGCUUCGACGCUGGAUUGAGAAUUCAGACUGGCAUAUAAUUAGAUUGCUUUUGUGGUGGUCACAGCCAAGAAUUUACGUUGGAAGGGGGAUGCAUGAAAGUCAAAUUUCACUCAUAAAGUAUACGAUUUUCUGGCUGUUGCUUUUCUGCUGCAAAUUUGCAUUUAGCUACUUUCUACAGGUGAAACUUUUGGUGAAGCCAACAAAUGCAAUUAUGAGCAUCCGUCAUGUAAAGUACAAAUGGCAUGAGUUUUUCCCCGAUGCAAUUCCAUGGAUAUCUCACGUUUUAAUUUUGCUUCAGGUUUAUUUUAUGGACACUCAAAUUUGGUAUGCUAUCUUCUCCACUAUAUGUGGUGGUGUCAUUGGGGCCUUUGAUCGAUUGGGAGAGAUAAGAACGCUUGGAAUGCUGAGGUCCAGGUUCCAAUCAUUACCUGGUGCAUUUAACACGUAUCUGGUUCCUUGUGAUAAAACAAGGAGAAGAGGGUUUUCCUUGUCGAAAAGAUUUGCUGAGGUCACAGCAGCAAGAAGAACUGAAGCCGCAAAAUUUUCCCAACUCUGGAAUGAAAUAAUUAGCAGCUUCCGAGAGGAAGAUCUCAUCAGUGACAGGGAGAUGGAUUUGUUGCUUGUGCCUUAUACUUCAGACCCUAGUUUGAAACUGAUUCAAUGGCCACCAUUUUUGCUAGCAAGCAAGGUUUGUGGUCUCCUUUUGUUAUUCCAGAUACCUCUUUUCUUUUCGACUAUCGAUAAAGUUCUCUUCUUGGAACAGAUACCCAUAGCAUUGGAUAUGGCAGCUCAGUUUCGAACAAAAGACUCUGACCUCUGGAAGCGCAUAUGUGCAGACGAGUACAUGAAAUGUGCUGUUAUUGAAUGCUACGAAUCUUUCAAACAUGUCUUGCAUACUUUGGUAAUUGGGGAGAAUGAGAAAAGGAUUAUUGGUAUCAUCAUCAAAGAGGUGGAGAGCCACAUAUCAAAGAAUACCUUCCUUGCGAAUUUCAGAAUGGCUCCUUUGCCUGCUCUUUGCAGUAAAUUUGUCCAGCUUGUCGGAAUCUUGAAAGAUGCGGAUCCAUCCAAAAGAGACACAGUGGUGCUGUUGCUUCAAGAUAUGUUGGAAGUCACUACUCGAGAUAUGAUGCAAAAUGAAAACCGUGAAUUAGUAGAACUUGGGCAUACUAACAAGGAAUCCGGAAGGCAACUUUUUGCUGGUACUGACGCAAAACCUGCUAUACUGUUUCCUCCAGUGGCAACAGCUCAAUGGGAUGAACAGAUAAGACGUCUUCAUUUACUCUUGACUGUAAAAGAAUCUGCAAUGGAUGUUCCCAUAAACCUUGAAGCACGAAGAAGAAUUGCCUUCUUUUCAAAUUCACUGUUUAUGGAUAUGCCUCGAGCUCCCCGUGUCAGAAAUAUGCUUUCCUUCAGUGUUCUAACUCCGUACUAUAGUGAAGAGACUGUCUACUCUAAGAACGACCUGGAAAUGGAGAAUGAAGAUGGUAUAUCAGUUGUAUACUAUUUGCAGAAGAUCUUCCCAGAUGAGUGGACCAACUUCUUGGAGCGUCUUGGUUGUAAAGAUGAAACUGCGGUUUUGGAGAGCGACGAAAAUAUAUUGCAGCUUCGCCAUUGGGUUUCUCUAAGGGGGCAGACUCUGUUUAGAACAGUUAGAGGCAUGAUGUAUUAUAGGCGGGCAUUGAAGCUUCAGGCUUUUCUUGACAUGGCUACUGAAAAAGAAAUAUUAGAAGGGUACAAAGCCAUUUCAGAGCCAACUGAGGAGGACAAGAAAAGUCAGAGAUCAUUGUACGCUCAAUUAGAGGCAGUAGCAGAUCUCAAAUUUACUUACGUUGCUACUUGCCAAAACUAUGGAAAUCAGAAGCGAAGUGGAGACCGGAGGGCUACAGACAUCCUUAAUCUAAUGGUUAACAAUCCCUCUCUCCGUGUGGCAUAUAUUGAUGAGGUUGAGGAACGUGAAGGGGGAAAAGUGCACAAAGUGUUCUACUCGGUGCUUAUCAAGGCUGUUGAGAAUCUUGAUCAGGAAAUAUAUCGGGUAAAAUUGCCUGGUCCAGCAAAAAUAGGAGAAGGAAAACCCGAAAAUCAGAAUCAUGCUCUCAUCUUUACAAGAGGAGAAGCUCUCCAGGCAAUUGACAUGAAUCAGGACCAUUACCUGGAAGAAGCACUGAAAAUGAGGAAUCUGCUCGAAGAGUUCAAUGAAGACCAUGGAGUUCGUGCACCCACUAUACUUGGUUUCAGAGAACAUAUUUUUACUGGCAGUGUUUCUUCUUUAGCAUGGUUCAUGUCGAAUCAAGAAACAAGCUUUGUGACCAUUGGUCAGCGAGUCCUCGCAAGUCCUCUGAAGGUCCGGUUUCACUACGGUCACCCUGAUGUCUUUGACAGAAUCUUCCACAUCACUCGUGGUGGCAUCAGCAAAGCAUCACGCGGCAUAAAUCUUAGCGAGGACAUCUUUGCUGGUUUUAACUCAACUCUGAGGCGUGGUAAUAUCACUCAUCACGAGUACAUACAAGUAGGGAAAGGAAGAGAUGUUGGAUUGAACCAGAUAUCCCUCUUUGAAGCCAAGGUUGCUUGUGGUAACGGGGAGCAGACACUGAGUAGAGAUCUCUACAGACUUGGGCAUCGCUUCGAUUUCUUCCGCAUGAUGUCCGCCUACUUCACAACCAUAGGCUUCUACAUCAGCUCGAUGAUUGUUGUCCUCACAGUUUAUGCAUUCUUGUAUGGAAGACUCUAUCUGUCACUAAGUGGAGUGGAAGAGGCGAUAGUGAAGUAUGCAGCGGCUAAAGGAGAUAGUUCACUCAAGGCAGCGAUGGCCUCACAGUCGGUUGUGCAACUGGGUAUGCUUAUGACACUGCCCAUGAUAAUGGAGAUUGGGCUAGAGAGAGGAUUCAGAACUGCAUUGUGCGACCUAAUCAUAAUGCAGCUUCAGUUAGCGCCUGUCUUCUUUACUUUCUCGCUUGGCACAAAGGUUCAUUACUACGGACGAACCAUACUACACGGAGGAGCCAAGUACAGAGCAACAGGUCGUGGCUUUGUGGUGAGGCACGAGAAGUUUGCAGAGAACUACAGGAUGUACUCGAGAAGCCACUUCGUGAAAGGAAUGGAGUUGAUGGUUCUCCUGAUAUGUUACAGGCUGUAUGGUAAAGCAACAGAGGACUCAGUAGCGUACGUGCUUGUGCUGGGCUCAACUUGGUUCUUGGUUGCUUCCUGGUUGUUCUCUCCCUUCCUUUUCAACCCCUCGGGAUUCGAGUGGCAGAAGAUAGUUGAUGACUGGGAUGACUGGAACAAAUGGAUAAGCAGCAGAGGAGGCAUUGGAGUGCCAGCAGUCAAAAGCUGGGAAUCCUGGUGGGAAGAAGAGCAAGAGCAUUUGCUUCACGCUGGCUUUUUCGGAAAGUUCUGGGAGAUCUUCCUCUCCUUCCGCUACUUCAUCUACCAAUACGGAAUUGUCUACCACUUGAACUUAACCAAAGAGAGUAGACUCGGAAAACAGCAAAGCAUCAUAGUAUACGGACUCUCAUGGCUGGUGAUAGUUGCGGUGAUGAUCAUACUGAAGAUAGUGUCGAUGGGGAGAAAGAAGUUUAGCGCAGAUUUCCAGCUGAUGUUCAGAUUGCUCAAGCUGUUUCUCUUCAUAGGAUCAGUGGUGAUAGUUGGAAUGCUAUUCCACUUCCUGAAACUGACAGUGGGAGAUAUACUGCAGAGUUUCUUAGCGUUUCUACCAACGGGAUGGGCUCUGCUUCAGAUCUCGCAAGUGGCAAGAACACCAAUGAAGGCUGUAGGAAUGUGGGGUUCGGUUAAGGCAUUGGCUCGAGGGUAUGAGUACAUAAUGGGGGUUGUGAUCUUCAUGCCAGUGACGAUUCUCGCCUGGUUCCCCUUCGUCUCCGAAUUUCAGACAAGGCUUCUUUUCAACCAAGCAUUCAGCCGUGGCCUUCAGAUUCAACGUAUCCUUGCUGGUGGUAAAAAACAGAAGUGAGACGAGACUUUCACCACUACUACUUGUUCUCUUCUUUGAAACUCUUCUCUGAUUUUCUUAUCAUUCUAUUGCUUCUUCCUCUUAAAUAUGUUACUACUUUUAUCCUCGAUUCUUUUAUUUGUGUAUUUGUGGUAUCCUCUUUUAUUAGUAAACGUUCAGAGUUGAUGUAAAACAAAUUAUAUUACCUAC